AUGCAGAAGGGCAUGCGUCUCAACGAUGGUCAUGUCACCUAUCUGGCGCUGUUGGCCAGGAAGGACGGCACAAGACGCGGAUGCCUGAGCAAGAAGAGCUCGGACAACACCAAAUGGCACCCCAAGUGGUUCUGCCUACUGCAGAACAUGCUCUUCUAUUUCGAGAAUGACUCCAGCUCGCGCCCCUCCGGACUCUACCUGCUGGAGGGAUGCACAUGCGACAGGGCGCCCUCGCCCAAACCACCUCCCUCUGCCAAGGAAUGUCUAGAGAAACAGUACUACUUCACAGUCACGUUUAAUCAUGACAACCAAAAGGCUUUGGAGUUGCGCACAGAGGAUGUCAAGGAUUGUGAUGAAUGGGUUGCCGCCAUCAUACAAGCCAGUUACAGGAAUCUGGCCACAGAGCAUGAGACCCUCAUGCAGAAGUAUCUACACCUUCUACAAAUUGUUGAGACAGAGAAAACGGUUGCCAAGCAACUUCGACAACAGAUAGAGGACGGGGAAAUAGAGAUCGAGAGGCUAAAAUCUGAGAUUGCUUCACUGCUAAAGGACAAUGAGAAGAUCCAGUCUAAUCCAGAGGUAUCUCCAAGUGACGACGACACUGAGAUCCAGAAGAUAAAAAAGGUCCAGAGUUUCCUGCGAGGUUGGAUUUGCCGCAGGAAGUGGAAAACCAUCAUCCAGGACUACAUCCGUUCACCCCACGCAGAGAGCAUGAGGAAGAGGAACCAGGUGGUAUUUAGCAUGCUAGAGGCUGAGGCCGAGUAUGUCCAACAACUGCAUAUCCUGGUCAACAACUUCCUGCGCCCGCUACGCAUGGCAGCGAGCUCCAAGAAGCCGCCAAUCACUCAUGAUGACGUCAGCAGCAUCUUCCUCAACAGUGAGACCAUCAUGUUCCUCCACCAGAUCUUCUAUCAGGGCCUGAAGGCCAGGAUAGCUAGCUGGCCCACACUGGUGCUCGCGGACCUCUUUGACAUCUUGCUGCCCAUGUUAAACAUCUACCAAGAGUUUGUACGGAACCACCAGUACAGCCUGCAGAUCUUGGCCCACUGCAAACAGAACCGCGACUUUGACAAGCUGCUGAAGCAGUACGAAUCCAAGCCUGACUGUGAGGAAAGGACGCUGGAGACCUUCCUAACGUAUCCCAUGUUUCAGAUCCCUCGUUAUAUCCUAACUCUUCAUGAAUUACUGGCUCACACUCCUCAUGAGCAUGUGGAGAGAAAUAGCUUGGACUAUGCCAAAUCCAAACUUGAGGAGCUUUCGAGAAUUAUGCAUGAUGAGGUGAGCGAGACGGAGAACAUUAGAAAAAAUCUGGCUAUCGAACGAAUGAUUGUUGAAGGCUGUGAGGUACUGCUGGACACCAGCCAGACCUUUGUCAGACAAGGUUCUCUGAUUCAAGUGCCCAUGAGUGAGAAGGGUAAAAUCACCAGAGGCCGUCUUGGUUCGUUGUCCCUGAAGAAGGAAGGCGAGAGACAGUGCUUCCUCUUUUCCAAACAUCUCAUCAUUUGCACUCGAGGCUCAGGGGGGAAACUGCACGUCACCAAGGUAGAGCCACAUUCAUCUGUAAAUGGUGUGGUAUCCCUCAUUGACUGCACACUAAUGGAAGAUCCAGAGGGCACCGAUGAUGAGCCCAAAGGGGAACGCUGUGGCCAGGACACCGAGCACCUGGAUUUCAAAGUGAUAGUUGAGCCUAAAGAUAGCCAGCCUUACACUGUCAUCCUCGUGGCUUCAUCACGUCAAGAGAAGUCUGCAUGGACGAGCGAUAUCAGCCAAUGCAUUGACAACAUCCGCUGCAAUGGUCUGAUGAUGAACGCGUUCGAGGAAAACAGUAAAGUCUCCGUGCCCCAGAUGAUUAAGUCCGACACCAGCUUGUACUGCGACGAUGUCGACAUUCGCUUCAGCAAGAUGAUGAACUCCUGCAAGGUGCUGCAGAUCCGCUACGCUAGCGUGGAGCGUUUGCUGGAGAGGCUGACUGACCUACGCUUCCUCUCUAUCGAUUUCCUCAACACCUUCCUGCACUCCUACCGUGUUUUUACUAGUGCAGCUGUUGUGCUGGACAAACUUAUUACCAUCUAUAAGAAGCCCAUCAGCGCCAUUCCUGCACGUGCCCUCGAGCUCUUCUUUGCCAGCAGCCAGAACAACAAACUUCUUUACGGCGAGCCGCCCACGUCGCCACGCGCCAGCCGCAAAUUCUCGUCGCCUCCGCCGCUCGCCAUCAGCAAGACGUCGUCACCCAACCGUCGCCGCAAGCUCUCACUCAACAUUCCCAUCAUCACAGGGGGCAAAGCUCUGGACCUGGCCGCGCUCAGCUGCUCCCCUAAUGGUUAUGCGAGCAUGCACACUGCCAUGUCCCCCUUUGGGAAGACCACCCUGGACAUCAACAAGCUGUUUGUGUCCAGCACCAUGGCUAGCAAGAUUCCAGAUGAGGGAGAAACCAAAGUUGAAAGCAAGGCUGAUGAGCCUAUGCUUAACAAGCAAGAGCUGUCAGUCAGAGAGGAAUGUGACGAAGAACCAUGUCAGAGUGACGAGACUGAAGCGGAGAUGUCUCCUCCCAAGUCACCGUCGACACCCAAGAACGUCAAGUCAAAAAAUUCCAGCGAGUUUACGUUGUUCUCCUUCAACAACAGCAUGGUGGUGUCAUCUUGCCGGGAGCUGGAUAAUAACCGCAGUGCCCUCUCGGCGGCCUCGGCCUUCGCCAUCGCCACUGCCGGUGCCAACGAAGGCACGCCGACAAAAGAGAAAUACCGCCGCAUGUCCCUUGCUGCCACAGGUUUCCCUACAGACCAGAGGAAUGGUGACAAAGAGUUUGUUAUAAGAAGAGCAGCCACAAACAGAGUCCUGAAUGUGCUGCGUCACUGGGUUUCCAAACACUCUCAGGACUUUGAGCUAAACUUAGAGCUGAAGAUGAGAGUAAUUGCCUUUCUUGAGGAGGUGAUGCAUGAUCCAGAGCUCCUGACACAGGAAAGAAAGGCUGCUGCUAAUAUUAUUAGGACUUUAGCACAGGAGGACUCUGGAGACAACCAGGUCACAUUGGAGGAAAUCAUUCACACAGCGAUGGAGGAGUGCAGAAACGAGCCGUUUGAGAGCCACUCUGCCCUGGAGAUUGCUGAGCAGCUCACUUUGCUCGAUCACCUGGUCUUCAAGGUCAUCCCAUAUGAGGAGUUCUUCGGUCAAGGCUGGAUGAAGAACGACAAGAAUGAGAGAACUCCAUACAUCAUGAAGACGACUAAGCACUUCAAUGACAUUAGCGACAGGAUCGCCACGGAAAUCUUACAGUGGGACGACGUCAACAUGCGGGUGGCGGCCAUCGAGAAGUGGGUGGCGGCGGCGGACAUUUGCCGCUGCCUACACAACUACAACGCUGUGCUGGAAAUCACAUCUUCGCUCAACCGCAGCGCCAUUUUCCGCCUCAAGAGGACCUGGCUUAAGGUCUCCAAGCAGACUAAAACAGUGAUUGACAAGUUACAGAAGUUGGUGUCAUCAGAAGGCCGCUUCAAAAACCUGAGGGAAGCACUCAAGAACUGUGACCCGCCUUGUGUUCCCUACCUGGGCAUGUACCUGACCGACCUGGCAUUUAUCGAGGAAGGAACACCUAACUACACGGAGGACAACUUAGUCAACUUUUCAAAGAUGAGAAUGAUUUCUCACAUCAUCAGAGAAAUUCGGCAGUUCCAGCAGACAGCUUAUAAAAUUGAUUAUCAACCGAAGGUGGCAAGAUACUUGUUGGACAGCAGCUCCGUGCUGGAUGAAGAGCGUCUCUACGAAGCAUCUUUGAGAAUCGAACCCAAAACGUCAUCGUGA
Nerophis lumbriciformis (worm pipefish) is the source of this 3798-nucleotide messenger RNA. The record is from RefSeq and is a predicted model, not a curated record. Lineage: Eukaryota; Metazoa; Chordata; Actinopteri; Syngnathiformes; Syngnathidae.